This is a messenger RNA of Mercenaria mercenaria, 1338 nucleotides long. RefSeq names its product sister chromatid cohesion protein DCC1-like. The coding region runs from base 72 to 1295 and encodes 407 amino acids. Gene Ontology annotation, cellular component: chromosome, centromeric region; Ctf18 RFC-like complex; chromatin. Lineage: Eukaryota; Metazoa; Mollusca; Bivalvia; Venerida; Veneridae. The record is from RefSeq and is a predicted model, not a curated record. Gene Ontology annotation, biological process: maintenance of mitotic sister chromatid cohesion; mitotic sister chromatid cohesion. The transcript is spliced from 12 exons.
CAUAUUUCGAGUUACCUCCUUUUUGAAGAGUUUUGUUUACGUGUACACCGGAAAAGAAAGCGCGGGAGAAAAUGGAAAUAUAUGAACAGGAAAAACGGUGUCUUACUGAGAUAGAUGCUGUUUUAGAUUUUGCAAAGCUAACCCGUGAUGAGAUCAAACCAAAAACUCAGAGCAUAUACUUCUCCCAUCAAUUAGACAGUGAUGGCAUCAAGCUACUAGAAUUGGACAAAACAGUCGUGCAGGCCUUGGAAAAUGGGAAAAAGGUGGUUAUACGAGGAGAUAAGGAAGACAGCGCAGUGUUAUGUACAGAUGAACAUACAUAUGACAUCAAGGAGGGAGAAGUUUCUAAUGCAAUGUUAUUACUAACUGAUCUCACUCUUGGCAAUGAUCUGGAGGCCGCUGGUGAUCCUCAGGUUGAAUAUAGAGAGGUAAAUACAGUAAUCCACACAUUUUAUGAGCUGCGUCCUUGUAAGCCACGGUUAGCGAAGCUACGUACAAUGUUGCAGGAGAAUCAGUACAGCGGGCAGGCUUGUGAAGAGGACGAGGAUCAUCAAGGCAAAAAGUACACAUUCAAUGAAAUCUUGGAUCUGGUUCAAGGAAGUGAGACAGAAAUACUGAAAGCUUUAGACAAGAUGCAAGCACUUGUAAUUGAUGGUUUCUGGAGAGUGCUUGAUUUUGACUUCCUUGUCCAAGUGAUGACCCACCUGUUACAGUUGUGUGAUGAAAAUGAUUGGACACAAUCUGGUAUUCCCAUUGAAGAAUGUGUCUUUGUUUUACAAGAAUUAUUUCCAAGGAAUGUGAUAGGUCAUGUUCUGAAGAACUUUUCCAAGAAAAUAUCACCAAAAACUGAUGAUGAUGAUGAUGAAAACAGAAUGCAAAUAGAUAUUGACUACUACAGACUGGAUGAAGAUAAAGUUUGUAGAUUCUUCGCUGAGCAGAUCCUCAAACAUGCUAGAAAGUUUAACUUGAACCAGUUUCUAUCAACAUGGGAGAAGAGUGUACCAGAAGGAAUGAAAACAAAUCUGUUCCAGUUAGAAGGCAUGGCUUUAAUAGACAGAGAAAGUACACCAGAGGUGAUAUCAUAUUUAUCAGUAGAUAAUUUACCUGAGGAUAUUGCUGAAAGAUUUGAUGCCUUAUUUAGGACAAAAGAUAAAUGGAGGUUAGAAGAAAUUACUCCUUAUAUCAAGGACCUUGAGACAGACAAAAUGAAUAUUACCGCUAUGUUGACCAAAUUUGCACGAGCAUCUACAACCAAUGGAGUCAAAAUGUACAACUCAAGGAAACCCCUUACUUGACAGUGAAUUGUAUAUAUAAAAUGCAAUAAAGUUUUAAUACAUA